AUGAAUUCGAGUCUCUUCGGCUUCUCCACGGGGCUGCAGCAGCAGCAGCAACAACAGCAGCAGCAACAGCAGCAGCAGCAGAACGCUGCAGCAGCCGCACAGGAGCUGCCUAUACACCAGAAGAACUACCUUGUCUCGCUGCAGUCCAGGCUGCAGCGGGUAGAGCAGCUGCUGAAGGAUGAGACGCCAGCAGCAUUAGGGUUUUCUUAUGAUCUCGAUAGCAGCAGCAGCAGCAACAACAACAACAACAACGCAGGCCUCACACGAGCGCAGCAGCAAAACCUGCAAAUGGAGCAGCAGGUGCAGCAGCUAGCAGCAGCAAACCCGCAGCAAGGUCAAGAACUUCUUUCUCGCUGGCAGAGAGCAGUCUACAGAAACCCUGACCGCCAGGCGGGGGUGGUGGUGCCUGUCGUGGGGCUGCAGGGUUUAGCAGCGCGCAUUUCAGGUGCAGGUGAGAGGAUGGAGACAAUUGUACAAGCAGCAGCAGCAACAGCAAGAGACACAGAGAAGCUUGCCGCCAAGUACAAGCAAAUGAAGGCAGCAGAGAAGUUUCAGUGGGCAGACUGGCAGCAGCGGAUAGACGGCUUGCGUGUGUGGCUGGCGAGUUUGCAGCAGCAGCAGCCGGAGAGCAGCAGCAAUAGCAACAGCAACAGCAGCAGCAGCGGCAGCAGCGAGGAGCAGCAGCCGGUGGUAGCGCCCGCUCUGCUGCGGCUGCUUACUGUUCAAGCGGAGACGGUGCAGCAGCUGCUGCAGUCGCUCGCAAACACAGAAGCACACGUCUCUCGACUCCAGGCUUCAGUUAUAGCUGCACGCACCAGGACAAAAUAA
This is a messenger RNA of Eimeria acervulina, 828 nucleotides long. RefSeq lists its product as hypothetical. The record is from RefSeq and is a predicted model, not a curated record. NCBI's taxonomy places the organism in Eukaryota, Apicomplexa, Conoidasida, Eucoccidiorida, Eimeriidae. Bases 1 to 828 code for a protein of 275 amino acids. The transcript is spliced from 4 exons.